Molecule: messenger RNA, 3642 nt
Organism: Ctenocephalides felis (cat flea)
Lineage: Eukaryota; Metazoa; Arthropoda; Insecta; Siphonaptera; Pulicidae
Product: protein FAM135A-like
Exons: 20
Coding region: 1-3642 (1213 amino acids)
Source: RefSeq, a predicted model, not a curated record
AUGGGCGACCUGCAAGCUACAUUAGAGUUCUCCGUAGAGUUGUGCAAGUUCUACAAUGUCGAUCUGUUUCAGAGAGGGCUGUACCAGGUGCGCGUUUCGUUGCGGGCUAGUUCUCGACCAGCCCCAGCUCAAGUUGAAGCAGCAUUACCAGAGAGCGGUGGCGGAGCUGCAUGUCUACUUGGAGCAGGCAUUGCUGGAAGCAGAACGUUUCAAAUAUUAUAUCGGAAUGAAGAAGUACCGCUUAGGGAUUUGCUGCUCUUUAGAGUACAUCUCCUUGUGGACAGUCGGCACGUGACAGAAUCUUUAAGACGAGCCGAGUUUUCAUUAAUUGUUGAACUUUGGUUUGCUGAACAACCUGUGGUGAACGGAGGACCAACGCCAACAACGUUAUCUCAGGUAUCUACGCGCACCCUACAACUUCAAGUAUGCCCUUUAAAAGGUCUGCAUUAUCACUUGCCUAUCCUGUUUGAUUAUUUUCAUUUAGCCGCUGUUAGUAUGAGCAUCCACGGUAGUCUAGUUGCACUUCAUCAACCUUAUAUAAAGAAGAGUAUACUGCAAUAUGUCCAGAGUUGUACGCCACGAAGUAAUAAGUCAUGGAUGGGUUCGAGCAGAUUACCAUCAAGAGGAACCGCUUUGGAAGGUGUAAUGCAAGGAGGAGGCCCUAAGUGCGGUGGAAGCAAUACGAAAAUCGCUCAUGCCAGGCAAGUACAUCAAGAAGUGUGUGCGCUUCUUCUCAGUUCAUUGGAUUCUCUAAGAAGUACAAUGGAUGAUUAUGCCAAUCUUAUGCCGCAGUGGAAAAGACGUAUAGAAUCAACACCUGCCAUAUUGAGAACGGAUCCGGCACAUCGCCUUAAAAAAAUGGCUGAUCUAGCAAAGUUUUUGGAUGCCGAAGACGAUUUUUUGGCUCGGGCAAACUCAGACAUAGCGCAACUUUGCGCCGAGAAUAUUUUACAAUGGCGUUUAUUUCUUCAAGCCGCUAGCCAACCUGUUAUUCAUCAGUUGCUCGCAAAAAGACAUCACCAGUUGAGAGUACGUAGAUUUGCUGAAGCAUUUUUUGUUCUGAUUCAUCCGCGUCACACAGCAACAACCGCCAGCGAUGGAGGACAUCAGGCCCGUGCAGCCGUCACGGACCUGGUGCGAUCAAGAUAUUUGCCAUCUUUACCUGCUCUUCCUGUACAUUGUGCAGCUCUAGACGGAGAUCCAGCUGGUAUGCCUGUUAUAUUUGAAGAUCGUUAUCAACAGGAUACAUCGAUAUUGAACGAAGAUAUUAAAGUCAAUACAACGGCCCCUGCUGAAGUUUCUAUUGACUGUUCGUGCCCAACUCAACCGAUUAUAGAGCAACCCAUUCCCAAGCCUCGCAAUAUCCAUCCAGUUCAACAGUUGCCUUUACAACAACAUAUCAAAUACAAACCUGCUGCAACAAUUACUUUGGAUGAUUUCCAAACUAGUUUAGCAUGCAGUACACUGCCUACUCGUCACAGUAAAAGUCUUGACCAUUUGAGAAGUACUUCUUCUCUACCAAGAAGAAAUGCACCCGCAAGAGUUCGUGGUGGUGUUUCUUUAGAUAAUGAAGAUGAAGACAUAACUCGACCUCCUAGGAACUCAUAUCCACCGGUAAAGAAUAGGUGUAAUCAAUCGCAAAGUUACGCGCGCAAUCAUCAAUACAAAUUUCCCCAAGAUGUUUAUCUAAACGGUGUCGAAUGGCGACGAGAAUCAUCAAGUAGCGAUGAUGACACCAAUAAUAAAAGCAGAAUGGGUGCAUCAGCCAGUGUACCAUUCCGACUUCAAGCACUUUAUAGUGGCAGCACAAACGGAACUCAAGUACAUAGCGAAAGUCUACCAAAUUUACUUAAAGCUGAUGGUUCAAGAGAAAAUGGUGAAGACGAUACUUCGGCAUCUUCUCUAAGCGAAAGAAGUGGCUGGGCUUCGUCUUCCAGCGCUGAAGAUCGCCGACCCCAAGAAAUCCAACAACAUAGAAAAUUCAAUACACUAGAGACUUCAAAUAGUGUGCGUCGACAGCGGCAAUUAAACGGCGAACAAUUACGAAAAAAAUUAGAGCAACUAAUGCUUGCUAGCUGUACUCAAAAUGGAAAUUCUGAUCAUUUUAAUCACAAUAACGCACAAUUAACAAAUGGACAAACAAAAAACAACCACAUUGUUAAUGGAAACGGUUGCAGGCUAUAUGGAACUGAACCCCGUAGACAAACCAAAAAAUCUAUUCAUAAAACCAUACACAGCAAUAAAAAGGACAUAAUAACUGAAAACUGCCUCGUUUCGCCGCCGUCUUUUGAUAUUUCGCGAAUAGAAGCACCUGGGGAAAGAUCACGAUCUCAAUAUGAUCUUACAGAUAGUAGGCAUGCGGAAGAGACGGUAAAUUUACCUCCACCAAAAGCUUUUAGAGAUACCCCCGCUCCUGCCAGACCACCAAAAGCAUUUCGUGAUCCUAUUCCGGAUUCAAUAGAUAAUCCACUAUAUCACGUUUGUGAACAGAGGCUAGCUGAAAUUAAUUUUAGAUCAAGGCCGGUAUGCAAGUCGAGAAGUAGUGGAGAAUUACAAGCGUUAUCACGGUCAAUAAUAUCAGUUCCUAUUGCAAAUAACCAUUUGCCAACGUCUAAAAAAUUCUCUGAGCGAAAUGAAGCUAUCACGGAACAAGAUGAACAAGAAUACAAGGAUUUUGUUCGGAAAAGAGAAGAAUUUAAACGAUUGUUACGUGCGGAUUAUGCUUCAUCACUUUAUGCGGAUAAAAAAGCGUUUGCGUCAGAAAGACCUUACUUUCAGCAUCUACUUGGAGGAACUGGCGACGCUGAACGCGCAUUGACUCCUGGUAGUGGAGUCCAUCUUAUCGUUUGCGUCCAUGGUCUGGAUGGAAAUUCUGCCGAUCUACGCCUUGUUAAAACAUACUUAGAACUCGGUUUGCCCGGCGCUAGGCUUGAGUUCUUGAUGUCAGAACGAAAUCAAGGCGAUACGUUUUCAGAUUUUGAAAGUAUGACCGACAGGCUUGUUGGGGAAAUUAUGUAUCACAUAGAAGCGUUAGGUCUAAACCCAUCAAGAAUAAGUUUUGUCGGCCAUUCACUGGGUACUAUUAUAGUUCGUUCAGCGCUUGCAAGACCUCAAAUGAGACCUCUGCUACCGCGAUUACAUACAUUCUUGUCUUUGUCAGGACCACACUUAGGAACCUUAUAUAAUUCGAGUGGACUGGUCAAUAUGGGAAUGUGGUUCAUGCAAAAGUGGAAGAAAUCUGGCUCUUUGCUGCAGUUAUGUUUAAGAGAUGCUUCUGAUGUCAGACAAUGCUUUUUGUAUCGAUUAAGUGAACGAAGUACUUUACACCAUUUUAGACAUGUACUACUUUGUAGUUCUGGUCAAGACAGAUACGUUCCAGCGCAUUCUGCUCGGCUCGAACUAUGCAGAGCUGCUGCUCGAGACCCAUCACCUGCCGGAAAAGCAUACCGAGAAAUGGUGCACAACAUUCUUUCACCAAUGCUAUCAAGAAGAAGUCUUACUUUAGCUAGAUAUGAUGUCCAUCAUGCUCUGCCAAACACAGCCAACGCACUCAUAGGAAGAGCUGCACACAUCGCAGUCCUCGAUUCUGAAUUAUUUUUGGAAAAGUUCCUUUUGGUUGUUGGUUUAAAAUACUUUAGUUGA